AUGGCUGAGAAAGCCUAUAAUAUAGUAGACACGUCUAGAAUAUCCACAUUUGUUAUAUCAAUAUUACUCAUAGUAUAUGGAAGUUUUAGAGAAGUGCAGACAAUAGAUAGUUGUCAAGCUAUGUUUUUACCACUAGGAGCCUCAGCAUCAUUGCUUAUCAUGUUCUUCUUCUUUGAUUCAUUACAAAUGGUUUUUGCUAUUUUUACUGCUAUAUUAGCAACAAUAGCUUUUGCAUUUUUAUUAUUACCUAUGUGUCAGUAUAUGAUUCAACCCUGUGCUAGUGGUCAAAAAAUAUCAUUUGGUGUCUGUGGUCGUUUCACAGCAGCUGAGAUUCUGUCAUUUUGUUUAUCAUUUUUUAUUGUAUGUGUAUGGAUAUUAACUGGUCACUGGCUACUCAUGGAUGCUUUAGGCAUGGGUUUAUGUGUAGCAUUUAUAGCUUUAGUUCGAUUACCUAGUCUGAAAGUUUCCACCUUAUUAUUAGUUGGAUUACUGAUAUAUGAUGUUUUCUGGGUAUUCUUUUCCUCAUAUAUAUUUAGUGCCAAUGUUAUGGUGAAGGUAGCAACCAGACCUGCAGAAAACCCUGUUGGACUAUUAGCCAAGAAACUACAUUUAACAGGUUUUGUUCGUGAUGCUCCAAAACUGUCUCUUCCAGCCAAAUUAGUCUUUCCCAGUUCACAAAACUCUAGUCAUUUCUCCAUGUUAGGACUUGGUGAUAUAGUAAUGCCUGGUUUGUUACUAUGUUUUGUAUUACGCUAUGAUGCUUAUAAGAAGAAUCAAACAGGCAGUGCUGAAACCGGUAUACCACCAACACCAUCAUAUGUACAGAAAUUAACUUAUUUUCAUUGUUCUCUAGUAGGAUAUUUCUUAGGUCUUUUAACAGCAACAGUAUCAUCUGAAAUGUUUAGAGCUGCCCAACCAGCUCUACUUUAUUUAGUUCCAUUUACAUUACUUCCACUUCUUACCAUGGCUUAUUUAAAGGGUGAUUUAAGGAGAAUGUGGCAUGAACCAUUCAUAGCAAGCGUUCCUUCAAAACAUUUAGAAGUCUAG
Molecule: messenger RNA, 1047 nt
Organism: Lottia gigantea (owl limpet)
Lineage: Eukaryota; Metazoa; Mollusca; Gastropoda; Lottiidae
Exons: 13
Coding region: 1-1047 (348 amino acids)
Biological process (GO): membrane protein proteolysis
Cellular component (GO): lumenal side of endoplasmic reticulum membrane; Golgi-associated vesicle membrane; cytoplasmic side of endoplasmic reticulum membrane
Molecular function (GO): aspartic endopeptidase activity, intramembrane cleaving
Source: RefSeq, a predicted model, not a curated record